AUGGCAGAGAACAUAUGGCCAAACCAGACAACUGUUUCUGAAUUCAUACUCUUGGGAUUUGGAGAUCUUCCAAAGCUGCAGAUUCCUCUUUUCCUGCUAUUCUUAGCUAUCUACAUGGCAACCAUGGCUGGUAAUCUUCUCAUUAUUGUGUUAGUUGUGGCCGAUCGAAACCUUCACACCCCCAUGUACUUCUUCCUGGGAAAUCUGUCCUUCUUGGAAUCCUUCUGUAGCUCCACAGUCUUGCCUACGAUGUUGUCAAGCCUGUUGACUGGGGAAAAAAUUAUAUCUUUCAACUCUUGUUUUGUGCAGUUUUUCAUCUUUGCUUGCCUGGGAGGUACUGAAUGCUACCUCCUCUCCAUGAUGUCUUAUGACAGGUAUUUAGCAAUAUGUAAACCACUUCAUUAUGCAGUUCUAAUGAACAGUAGGUUGAGUUUCCAAUUAGCAGCUGUAUCUUGGAUAAGUGGAGUUUUGGUUAGCACGAGCUUGACUUUGAAAAUAUCAUGGCUAUCCUUCUGUGGCCCUAAUGAGAUUGAUCACUAUUUUUGUGAUGUUAUUCCUGACAUAGGUAUCUCAUGUAGUGACACUACUUCAUUUGAACUGUCAACAUUCAUAUUUACUUGUGUGUUCACACUGCCUCCUUUUCUCCUCACCCUGUCAUCUUACAUUUCCAUCAUAGUUUCUAUCCUCAGGAUUUCAUCCACCACUGGGAGGCAAAAGGCUUUCUCCACCUGCUCCUCUCACCUCACAGUGGUCGUGUUGUAUUAUGGAACACUGAUGCUUGUCUAUCUGCUACCAAGAUCUAAAAACCUAAGGGAAGCAAAGAAAGUCUUCUCCCUCUUCUACACAGUGUUGACGCCCAUGGUCAACCCCCUCAUAUAUAGCCUACGAAACAUGGAGGUCAAAGAAGCCUUGAGGAGGAAGUUAAGAGCCUUUUCAGCAUAUUUGACAGCAUGGCAUUUCCCACUUCCACUUUUGAAAUGA
Molecule: messenger RNA, 981 nt
Organism: Heteronotia binoei (common prickly gecko)
Lineage: Eukaryota; Metazoa; Chordata; Lepidosauria; Squamata; Gekkonidae
Product: olfactory receptor 10A7-like
Biological process (GO): G protein-coupled receptor signaling pathway
Cellular component (GO): membrane
Molecular function (GO): G protein-coupled receptor activity; olfactory receptor activity
Source: RefSeq, a predicted model, not a curated record